Molecule: messenger RNA, 4960 nt
Organism: Vanessa tameamea
Lineage: Eukaryota; Metazoa; Arthropoda; Insecta; Lepidoptera; Nymphalidae
Gene: cnk
Product: connector enhancer of ksr
Exons: 19
Coding region: 120-3905 (1261 amino acids)
Molecular function (GO): protein binding
Source: RefSeq, a predicted model, not a curated record
AUUGCAGUAAAGAUUUGACAAUAAACAUUGGUCGGCUGGCUGAUAAAUAUUUUGCACAUUUAAUAAAUAAAAAAUGUUUAUUCAAAGUAACCCUUUAUACGCAUGUUUGAGAUAACGCAAUGGGAACUUUAAAUAUUGCUGAAUGGUCCCCGGACCAAGUCGCAGAAUGGAUGUCAGGAUUGGGACCCAAAGUGGCGCAGUAUGUGCCAGAGCUACACAAGAAAGGAUUAAAUGGCGAGAAAUUGCUGACUCUUCGAUGUGAUGACUUGGAAUAUCUCGGUAUUCACAUAAUAGGCCACCAAGAAUUGUUGUUAGAGGCAGUAGAACAUUUACGAAACUUUCACUAUGAGAUUUCAAGAGAAUGUGUGCAACAGUUAGCUCUACGAGUGUCAUCUGCAGCAGCCUCUCUAGCUCGAGCGUUACGUCAUCAUGUUGACGCUCGCUUAGAGACUCACUCUUUGGCUGAUGUUGCAAGGACUGUGCAUGCUGUUAAGCCUCUCGUUUGUUGGUUAGAUAGGUGGCCGCUGGGCUCGGGGUCACCGCUUGCAGAACGUAAGGCGGCCCUGUUGAAGCUAUCGUUGGAAGCGGCCACUUGUGCCCAGAGAGACAGGUUUGCCGAGCAACCUGCCCGAGCGGUGGCCGCGGCCGCAGCGGCAGUCGCUGCCGUCGCGGAUUAUAUCAUUCAGGACGUGUCGGACCCCACCAUCCUGCAGCCGGCGUGGCUGGGCGCCGUGUCGCUGCGCCAGGGCGAGCGCGCGCUGGGCUUCGAGGUGGUGCCGUCGUUCUGCGGACACCACCAGCUCGCGCACAUCCGGUUCGCCUCGCCUGCGCACGCCUCGGGCCUCGUGCACGAGGCCGACGAAAUCGUGCAGGUGGGCGGGAAGUGCGUGAUCGGGUGGAGCGGCGAGGCGGUGGAGCGGCUGUGCGCGCACACGGCGCGCAGCGGGCUCGACCUGCAGCUGCGACUGCGUCGCCGGGGGGCCCGCGCGCUCCCCGCGCUGCCAACCCCCCCGCUGCGGGCGCCGCGGCCCCGCGCGAGGCCACGUCUGCCGCCCCUGCACGCACAUCUCAGAUUGCACAGGUACGAGCUGGAGUUCCCCCGCGCCGAGCGCGCGCCGCCGCCCCCGCCCGCGCCCGCGCCGCGCUCCCCCUCGUCGUCCGACAGCGAGCUGUCGCCGCCCGCCUCGCCCACGCACCCCGACGCCAACAGGCUGUACCCGCCCAAGCCGGCGGCGCGGCGCGCGCGGCGACACUCCGUGUGCGGUGCCGAGCAGCCGCCGCGCCCGCCGCCCGCGCUCGAGCGGUUCUGGCGGGAGCUGCAGCAGCAGCGCUGGGCGCACGGCGGCAGCCCCGAGCCCGACGACUCCACCCUCUACCGCCGCGACAAGGCGGUGUCGUGCAGCACGGGCCUCCAGCUGUCGCCUCGGCCGCGGACCUGUCUGGGCGUCCCGCGCCCGUUGCCCGCUCCGCUGCCCGCCCCGCUCGCCGCUCCGCUCCCCGCCCCGUCGCCCACUCCUCCCCCCGCGCCCGGUCGCGGGAAACUCGACAAGAGUCACUCGACGCCGGCGUACGACUUCGAGCCGUCGUCGGAGCUCGGCCCGCUGGCGGCGCAGACCAUCCCGGAGUCCCCGACCACGCCCACCGCGGAGGGGCCGACGCUACCUCGUCUGGAGAAGGCGGGACAGAUUCUCGACUUCAAGAAGUCGAGCUCGCAGAUCGAGGAGGCGAUUCAGCAGAGAAAUCGACGAGCUAACGUCGACGACGAGAGAACGGACGCUUUCACCGACGAGGAUAUUCGACCGAUCGACGAGGACUCCAAGUUGGAAAUCGUCGAGACCGUGAACGUGGUGCUCAGCGACCGAGUCGAAGCGAGCGAGAGGACGGUGUCGAGGGAAUUCAGGAGGAUCGAAAAAAAGGAGACGAGGGCAUCGACGAAGGUUUCGGCGGACGACACGAGUAGCGACGAUCAAAUACCGAUUCCUGUCAAAUACCCCAAGCCACGAAUAACCGAACGAUACAGACCGACCGAGUUUCCCCCCGAGCCUCCCCCGCGUCCCUCGCACACGCAACGGGCGCCGCGCGAGCCCCCGCCGCCCCCGCGGGACGCGCCGCCCAGGGAGCCCCGCGAGCCCCGCGAGGCGCCGCGCUCGCUCGCGCAGCCGUCGCAGUCGCUGCAGUCGCUGCGGCCCAUCAGCAAGCGCGACAUCCAGCUGGUGGUGUCGGAGCGGCGCGCCAUGCCGGCGCUCAACGGCGCGGCCGACGCGCUGGCGGCCGACGGCGCCGCGGCCCCCGCGCCGCCCGCGCCCCUCGCGUCCCCGAGCACGACGCCGUCGCCCGCGCCGCCCGCCGCGCGCGGCAUCUUCCCCACAUCCAAGUCGCGCAGUCUCAAGAAGAAGAACUCCAUCCUGGCCAAGCGGCGCAGCGUGUCGGCGCGCUCGCUGUCGGCGCGCGGCGCGGCGGGGCGCGUGUGGCAGCGCGUGCGCGCGCGCGCCGGCCCGCAGCCGCGCUGGGCCGCGCGACACCUGCUGCUGGCGCACAACCUGCUCUACGCCUACCGCUCGCCCGAGUGCUCGCGCGCCGACUGCAUGAUCUACCUGGAGGGGUUCACGGUGUGCGCGGCGGGCGAGGUGAAGUCCCGCGCGCACGCCUUCAAGGUGUACCACACGGGCGUCGCCUUCUACUUCGCGUGCGAUACGCGCGACGCCAUGCUGGCUUGGAUACAGCUCAUCCACCGCGCCACGCUGCUGCCGUCGCUGCUGACGUCCGCGAUGGAGCUGUCGAAGCAGUUCUCGGAGACCGAUUACUCGGAGACGGAGUCGGACAACGAAACCUCCGAGAGGCGAAACGAACGCGAGAGGGAGAGGGAGAAGGAGAGGGAGAGGGAGAAGGAGAAGUCGAAAUUCGGUUCCCUGAAGAAGUUGACGCAUCGCGCCGGACGGAGCGAGUCGCAGGAGAACGUGAACCAGGCGGCAGCCACCAGCCUCGACAGGAAGUACCUGAGGUUCUUCUCGAGAGCCAGGCCCAAAGAUGACUCUAAAACUGCGAAGGGCAAGCAGUCGGGCGUGCCGGUCCCCACGGAGCACUACCGCAGCUACCGGCGCGUGACGCCCGACGCGUCCCCCGCGCCCCCCGCGCCCGCCGCGCCCGCCGCGCCCGCCGCCGCCGCGCCCCGCGCGCCCCCCGCGCCCAACAAGCUGCCCAAGCCCAUCAACUACAUACACGCCUCCAACCCGAACUUGCUGGACUUCGAGAAGAGCGACUUCGUGACUAAGCCGACCAUACAGGUGCCGAAGUCGAAAGUUCACAAGCCGGACAACUUCGUCGGCUUCGUGACGCUGGAGGAGUUCAUGCUGAAGAAGCAGGAGGAGGAGCGGAGACAGGCGCACAGCGAGCGCGCCCCACCGGGGGCCGCGGGGGCCGCGGGGGGCGCGGGCGGCGCGGGGGGCGCGCGCGAACUGCAGCGCCGCCUCGACCGCAUCGUGCCCGACGUCAUCUACGGCGAGCUGUCGCAGCGACACGAUGACGGGUACGAGCCCGUGGGGCCGCGCGCGCCGCGCCGCGUGAGCGCCGACGCGCACUGCGGGCCCGCCGCCGACGUGAGUACGCGCACUGCGGGCCGCCGGACUCGUUCCCCAGUCCGUUCGCUCAGGGCUCGCGUUUGUGUGUUGCAGGCUCGCGCCGACUGCCCGCAGACGCCGCCGACGCCGGCCGCCACCGAGAGCUCGGGCGGGGUGUCGCGCCUGCGGCUCAUGUUCGGUGCGCGACGGGACCUGCAGCGACAGGAGAGCAACCGCUCCGAGCAGUACCCGCACCUGCAGUGCCCGCCCACCUUCCAGCCGGAGACGUACUCGCUGUCCCGCCCCCCGCGCGACGCCGCUCCGCCCGCCACGCGCGCGCGCGACUGACGCGCCGCCCCCGCCGCCCCAGCCGCGCCCGCCGCGCCCGCCGCGCCGCCCUAGCGGUCUGCAGCGCGCGGGCCCCGUGCGCUCCGCGGGAGUGUGGCCGCGCCACUUGCGGCGCCGGUACCGAGUGUGUGGGAGUCGACUUGUUGUAUAUACUAUUUUUUAUAAUUUUCGAUUCAUUCGAUCGAAUAUAUUAUGUUAUGUGUAAAGAAUAAUAAAUAAUACCGGUCUCCCUCUAUACGCCUAAAACUCUCCGCCGUCUCCCCCGGUUGCCUGUUUAGUUUUUAAGUGAGUAUUGGAUUUAUUAUAAAUAUUUAAAAGUGUGCUUUCAAAAAAGUAUUUACAGUAUCAGUUAAUACCGACUGUUUUGUAUCAAAUAUGAUUAGAGAGACGAGCGCUCCGAAGUUUCGUGGAUCCAUGUAACGCUAGUUGUAGUCCGGGAGCUGGAGACACUUUUCACUCACGCGUCUGUCGCGGGAGUUCCGUCCGUGUAUUAUUUGUUAUUCUUGUUUUGUCUAUAAUUUCGUUUUAAAAUUUCUUUAUUCCUAGUAUUUUUCUACAAGUAAUUAUAAUUCAUAUUUUGUUAGUUAUCGGAUUCCAAGUUAUUGACAAAAUUAUUUAUGUACAUUAAGGUACUUUUACACUUUUGCAAACGACUUUGGGAUUCGGACAUUUUAUUUACUCCCUUCAUGAGUUAUGAAAUAUUCGUAUUUGUAGAUAUUCUAUUCGGUUUGUAGAAGAUACAUUUUGUUUCGAAUUUUAUUAGUUCGAAUAAAGACUAAUGAAAAAAAAAUUGGAAACGCACACGUAACUUUUCCGGGUACUUUUUAUUCUAAGGUUUAGAUUUAAUGACUAGGAGGUCGUCAAAACUACAAGAUUUCAAUUUGCAAUUUGUGGAAUUUCCACAGAAUAGCAUGGUUUUUUAUAUAAUAUUACUAAAAGUCUGAAUUGAAGGUUGUAAUAUAUCUGACGACGUUUUGAAAACAAUGCAACCUUUUAGUGCACGUUCACACAGACGAACAGUCUUUACCGGACCGCUAGUACUUUUGUUUGUCUGA